ACUCAACUCAGCUGUUGUCAACUAUCGAUAGUACUUGAUAACUUGAAUCACACUACUUUUGCACAAUAUGUCAGCCGACGCGUUACCGAAACCGGUCGUCUACUGCGGAGUGUGCAGUCUACCACCUGAAUACUGCGAGUUUGGUGGCACGACCAAGAAGUGUGAGGAAUGGCUGGCAGAGGCGCAUCCAGAUCUGCACGCGAAGCUGUAUUCAGCAGAAGCGCUACAGCAGAACAUGGCCUCGCUCUCCGUCGACGCCCAAAAACGCGCCGAGAAAGACGCACAGAAGAAAGCGGCCAAAGCCGCAACCGCCGAAGCACGAGCAGCUGAGACACGCGCCUCCUCCAAGAUCCUCAUCAAACGCAUAGAACGUAACAAGCGCAAAUACGUCACCGCCGUACAGGGUUUGGAAGCCUUCGGUCUCGACAUUAAGAAGGUUGCCAAGGACUUUGGCAAGAAGUUCGCUACGGGAUCAAGUGUGACCAAAAUCCCGGGUGGGGGCGAGGAAAUCACUGUGCAAGGUGAUCUCAGCGACGAUAUCUUGGAGUUCAUGGUGGAGAAGUACGAGGUACCUGAGGAUAACUGCGAGUUGGUAGAGGACAAGAAGAAGAAGAAGGCCGAGGGAGGUUGAACGGCUUGAAGGAGCGUAGCAGGUGUGAAGAGACGCGAUAUCAAAACAUUGCGAAAGCCUAUGGAGCGUGAGGUGUGUAUCAGUAUAAGCGUAGGAGUUGUUUGCGACCAGUGCGCGAGCUGAAGAUGAAGGAGCAUUCGACGCGUCUCUCUUCUAGGAUGCGCAGAGCCUCGUGUUUCCCCAUUUUAUAGAAAGCCUCAUUAGUGCACAACGAGUCCAUGAUGUUGAAAUACACGAGAUUGAAGAUUCGGACCUACCAAAACAAUACC
Molecule: messenger RNA, 900 nt
Organism: Alternaria alternata
Lineage: Eukaryota; Fungi; Ascomycota; Dothideomycetes; Pleosporales; Pleosporaceae
Product: RNA binding protein-like protein Tma22
Exons: 4
Coding region: 68-631 (187 amino acids)
Biological process (GO): formation of translation preinitiation complex; translation reinitiation
Molecular function (GO): mRNA binding; translation initiation factor activity
Source: RefSeq, a predicted model, not a curated record